GUAAACGUCAUAGCUUGGUUGUCAGGUCUCUAACCGUUCAGAUAGGUUAGUAUGAUGCUCUCGCCUUAUCCGAGUUAACUCCCCGUUAAUUUCUCCAGAAUGGGAGACGAGGAGGAGCAGCAGCGCUCCUUGAUGUUUCUCCUGACCUACAUGCUGCUGAAGCGCAGGAGAGACCUAAACCACGCAGACAUUCAGAGGCGCGAUGAGAUCCAGAGGCGGAUCCGACAUCGACAGUACUUCUUCCAGAGACAGAGGAGGAUGCUCAUGAUGAUGAUAGCGGGAGGAAUGCGCUCCAACGUCCGCAUCCGCACCCGACCCUGGACAACCACUCCCCGCUCCGACUGGUGGGAGAGGGUUGUGAUGACGGAGUUCCAGCCCUCUGAUUGGCUGGACAAAUUCCGGAUGAGCCGGGAGACCUUCUUCUACCUGUGCGAGAAGCUGAGGCCCCGCCUGGCGCGCCAGGACACAAGCUUCCGGCUGGCGCUGCCGGUAGAGAAACGCGUGGCCGUGGCCCUGUGGCGUCUCGCGUCCAACGUCGAGUACCGCACCAUCAGCACCCUCUUCGGUGUGGGGAAGUCCACCGUGUGCAGGUGUGUCAGAGACAUGUGCCACGCCAUCGUGGCUCUCCUCAGCUCCACGUACCUGCGUCCCCCCACCGAGCAGGAGCUGGAGGAAUCGGCCCAGCUCUUCCACUCCUACUUGGGCUUUCCUCACUGUGUGGCUGCCAUCACAACGCUUCACACAGCCAUCAUCACCCCAUCGAGCAACGCGUCGGACUACGCCAACCCCGCUGGCUGGCUGUCUGUCCUGUCUCAGGUUGCUAUCAGUGGUCAGGGCUACUUCUGGGAUGUAUGUGCCAGUUUCCCCGGUGGGACCGAUCCAGCUGAGAUCUUACAGAACUCCGCUCUGUGGGCCACAGCUGCUGAGGGUGGACUGUCUCCUGCCCAAACGCCUAUCUUCAUGGGGAAACCGCUUAGGUAUGUGUUGCUGGGGGAGGCCUGCUACCCGCUCCAGACCUGGCUCAUGAAGGCCUAUCCGGAGCAAAAGAGCCGACGGGGAUGUCGCGCGGCGUUGCCGGAGCCGCAGCAGCUGUUCAACCGGCGCCUCAGCAGAGCGCUGCGUACCUCGGAGGAGGCACUGCUGAGGCUCAGGGCGCGCUGGCAGUGCCUGAGUAAGAGGAACGACUGCGGGCUGGACGUGGUGCCCACCAUGAUGCUGGCCUGCUGCAUUCUGCACAACAUGUGCGAGUCCCACAGAGAUGUCUUCAAAGCAGAGUGGCAGGUGGAGGUGUGUGAGGCAGAGAACCCCCAGCCCUGCCACAAAGCCCUGGCUCCUACCAGCAUGGACCAAAGUGAUGCUGAGGAGGUCCGAGGCCUCUUCUGUGACUAUUUCCAACAGCAAAGAACCUGAAUUUAGCUGCUGAAAAAGCUUUAACUGGUGAAUCAAUUUUGUCUUUGCAAAUAUAUAACCUACUGAACUUGUGCAUUCAACGCAUAAACACUUUUUGAUGUUGAACAUAGACAGGUGUGUGGUUUCAUCUUCUCUUUAAACAACAGCAUGUUGACUUGUCUGUUAUCAGUGUGGCCUCCAUGAAGGCCAGUUCAGUCCGGUUUGUUUACUUACAAAAAUGCAAAACCUAACCUGAAGAUGAUGUCUAACGCCAGAUAAACGCAGGUGCAUUAAUGCCGUUCCAAUAAUAAUCCCUUGAACUAUUGCACAUUUUGCCACAUGCACAUUUCAAUGGAUUUUAUGUGAAAAUCUAAAAGACGUGCAUAUUUGUAAAACAAAAAAUAAUGUAUGUUUUUUUUUAAUAUGUUUAUGAAAGUGAAAAAUGAUGUAACGGGUUUGUAUUCACCGUCCCAGAGCUGGUGCUUUGCAGAAUCACUCUUUUGUAUGUAGCUGGAAGUCUAUAGUGUCUCUACCAGCUUUGCACAUCUAAAGACUGAUUUCUUUCUUCCUCUCUCCGUUCUUAUUCGCAACGUACCUCAAGAAUUCUUCAUUAUGGCUGUAUGUUUAUGGUUGUUACGGUUGUUGAUGUUUUCCUUACUUUGCCCGUCUGCUUGGUUGGACAACCUGUGAUCUAGGGCUGGACAAUACGGCUAAACUGUUGCAAGUUUUAUUGGUUAUUAUGAUCAAAUUUAGAAACGGUAAAGUGAGAUUUUUUCAAGCUUGAGAUAUUGUUUUAUAACCUAGCCCUGCUAUAAAUGUCUCAACUCUAUCCCUCAUUUGCUGGCAUAUUAAUUGGCAUUUAUGAUGCCGUUUGCUCACCAAUGUUCUCAAACAAACCUCCAAGGCUCUCAUGUGGCAGCUGAAUUUAAACUGAGAAUAAAUGACAGAUGGCUAGA
This is a messenger RNA of Xiphophorus maculatus (southern platyfish), 2345 nucleotides long. RefSeq names its product protein ALP1-like. The record is from RefSeq and is a predicted model, not a curated record. Bases 100 to 1410 code for a protein of 436 amino acids. The transcript is spliced from 4 exons. NCBI's taxonomy places the organism in Eukaryota, Metazoa, Chordata, Actinopteri, Cyprinodontiformes, Poeciliidae.